Oryza sativa Japonica Group (Japanese rice) is the source of this 2746-nucleotide messenger RNA. Its product is annotated as pantothenate kinase 1-like. Gene Ontology annotation, cellular component: cytosol; nucleus. The record is from RefSeq and is a predicted model, not a curated record. Gene Ontology annotation, biological process: coenzyme A biosynthetic process. NCBI's taxonomy places the organism in Eukaryota, Viridiplantae, Streptophyta, Magnoliopsida, Poales, Poaceae. Gene Ontology annotation, molecular function: pantothenate kinase activity; ATP binding.
CCACACCACCCCACCACGCCGCCACCACCUACCCACCAAAUAAUUCCAACUCCAACUACUUCUCCUUCCUUCUCCUCCUCCUGGGCCUCCGCUGCCAGCGAUCAAGCCAGCACGAUCCCCCCGCGCGCGCCCCCAGUCAACCCCGGCGGCCGCCGAGGCAAAUGCCGGCUGCGGGAUCCCGGCGGUGAAGGAGCGGACGCCGACAUGGGUGGGCUUCGUGUCGACCUCUCCGGCGCGGAGAUCCGCGUGGACCCCGCGUGCGGCGCCGCCGCCGACGAUGGCGGGAGCCCGCCCGUGUUCCUCCCCCGCCAGCCCGCCGCGCCCCCGCUCCUCGCGCUCGACAUCGGAGGGACUCUGAUAAAGCUGGUGUACACGGCGAGCUGCGGUGGCGGAGGCGCGGAGCUGCGGUUCGCCAAGUUCGAGAGGCGGAGGAUGCAGGAGUGCUUCGACUUCGUCAGGGCGCAGGGUCUCGUCCACCGCAAUGGAUCAACUAUGGGUUCAAGCAAAGAAAAUAUAGCAUUGAAGGCCUCAGGUGGUGGAGCAUAUAAAUAUACUGAAGAUUUUCGUGAGAAAUUAGGAGUUUGUCUUGACAAGGUUGAUGAAAUGGAUAGUGUUGUUUCUGGAGCAAACUUUUUGUUACAGAGUGUUCCUGGAGCAGCCUUCACACACAUGAAUGGAAAGAAAAGUUCUGUUGAUAUUUCCCCAAAUAACUUGUUUCCUUACCUUCUUGUCAACAUUGGCUCUGGAGUUAGCAUAUUAAAGGUCACUGGAAAUAGGAAAUUUGAAAGGGUAACUGGGACACAUAUUGGUGGCGGAACAAUGUUUGGUUUAGCAAAACUUUUAACAGGCUGUAAGAGUUAUGACGAGUUCUUACAAUUAAGCCAGAAAGGGGACAAUUUUGUUCUUGAUCUAAUUGUGAAGGAUAUAUGUGGGGAACUUGUUUGCCAGAAGCAAGGACUUUCAACUUCAACUCUUGCUUCUAGUUUUGGGAAAGUUAUCACUUCUAAGAAGAAGUUAACAGAUUACAGACCUGAAGAUCUAGCAUCCACAUUGUUGAGCGCUUUUACCUAUAACAUUGCACAAGUGAGUUUUUGUUCGAUCUUUACCUAUAACAUUGCACAAAUUUCUUUCCUUGUUGCAUCAAUCUUGCAUCUCAGAAGAGUGUUCUUUGGUGGAUCUUAUAUACGUGGACAUAAGAGCACGAUGCAAAAUAUUUCUUAUGCAAUUGACUUCUGGUCGCAGAGUAAAAUGCAAGCUGUCUUCUUGCAACAUGAAGGGUAUUUAGGAGCUCUUGGUGCCUUAAUGAGUUAUGGUGAUUCUGGAGAUAAAAACAUGAACCUUGAGGAAAUGAAAGAGGAGGAGAACAUCCAUGAAUCAGCAACACCUAUUGAUGAGACAUCAACAGAUGAACAUAAUGAUGGAAACAUAUUUCCUUAUCUCCUUGUUAAUAUUGGAUCAGGUGUCAGCAUGAUAGAGGUAACUGGAAAUGGGAAGUUUGAGCGGAUUAUAGGAUCUCACCUAGGUGGGGGCACUAUCCUUGGUCUGGCGAGGCUUUUGACUGGUUGUUCAAGUUAUGAUGAAUUCUUGGAGUUGAGCCAGAGAGGCAAUAAUUUAGCUGUUGAUUUGACUGUUGGUGACAUAUAUGGGGAGCAUGGUUACCCAAAGAUUGGUCUUCCUGCGUCCACUACUGCAGCUAGCUUUGGAAAAGUGAGUUCAAGUAGACUUUCGGAAUACAAAGUAGAGGAUCUUGCGGCAGCUCUAUUGAAUUCUUUCACCUACAACAUUGGGCAGAUAGCCUACUUUGUAGCUAAUCUUUCUGGUCUGAAGAGAAUUUUCUUCCGAGGUGCUUAUAUCUGUGGCCAUGAGAAGACUAUGGACAAGAUUUCCCAUUCCCUCAAGUAUUGGUCCAAAGGCCAAGUUCAAACAACAUUUCUGUGCCAUGAGGGGUUCUUGGGAACACUAGGUGCAUUUUGGAGCUAUGAGAACAUGGGUAUUGACGGCUUGGCAGCACAUGAAGUCAUAAGGGAGGUCUUGCUUGGCGCUCCUUACACUGGGCAGCUUCCAUCUCUGCCUCUGACUCACCAACAGGACAAUGGAGAAGAUACGACCAUUGAAGGAGAAGUAGAACGGCUUCGACAUGACAAUGCUGUGCUGAAGGCUGAGCUUGAACGGUUACAAAGGGAGAACACAGAGCUCAAAGCGAAGCUGGUAAAAUCUGGCAAACCAAAUACCUUUUAUCAUUAAACAUAGGAUGCAGUAGUGAAGCAUGAUUCCAUGGCAACAAGAGAAGGUGUUUGAGGGCAAAAGUUCAAUGGCCUUGUUAUGGAGAUCGGAGAGGCAGAGGCUGUUCAACCAGCCGACCACCUGGUUCAAGUCUUAUGAACGACUCGGGUAGGGCCCAAAUUUGUUAAGAGACUGAGGUGUGUGAGCAACAUGGAAACGGAUGCAACAAACAGCCUAAUACUGAGGUGUGUAAGGUUGUUGUAAACUGUAACAGUUUGGCAGUAGUUUUGAUUCAAACAUGAUUUUUACAGAGGAAGUGUGCACACAGGUAGUUACCCAGUUAACAUUGCUCAUACAUAUUGAGCUCAUGUUGUAUAUUUAUUUAUUUUUCUUUACUUAUUUUUGUUGGUGUAACCUUUUCUCUGUUGUUCUGUAUCUUGUAAAUAUGGAAGCAGCCGUGAUAAUAAACAUAUAUGGUGUCUUUGUAUAUUUUGCGAAGAUGUCUAUAUUGUCAUCAAGAAUA